UAAAAUAUUUGGGUAAAUAUUUAUCGUUUUUUCCAGCGCGAUAUUAUCUUUAAAUGCAUCAAGGACAGUGCAGUGAAAUUGAGUAUUACCAAUUACGUCUGAAUAGUCGAUUUUAAUGCCGCUCUAUAUCGGGUGCUGUAUUAACUAGUGGCAUGUAAAAUGUACUACUAAUAUUGCAAAUAACCAUAGAGAACUUUCUGAUUUAAUUUUAUAGCAAAGAAAAUGAUUUUUACGAUUUUUAUCUUGAAAAAAAAUCUUCCAAUGGCAACUUAGUGAAGAUAAAAGAAAAGAAAAAAUUAGAUAUACUGAGUGAAACAAAGGCGAAAUAGUUGAGGAAAAGUAUGGUUAUACAAAUCAUACGAGGAAGAUUAAAACGUCGAAAACGAAGACAAACCUACGCAGCAGUCAACGGAGACGAUCAAGCUGCAAAUCCUGCACUGAAUUCGAUUCUAGCUCAAAUAAACUAAUAUUGCGUCUGGCAGGUUUCCUGGAACGUGCACCUAUUUAAAAUAGCAAGUAAACAGAUUUAUUAAGAUGGAUGUGACAAAGUUAUUCUCUGAUCUAGAGUCGAAUAAUCUCGCUUUGGCGGAUGAUUCCAAGAAACGCUUCUCCGAACUGUUUACCACAUCACGUGAAUCCUGGUUGUCGCACAGCAUGAUGGACUACUUUGGACAAACUUCGUCGGUCCGAAUUGUUGACAUUCUUGUAAAAGUGCAGCAACCGCAUGAUAAGUUUAUUUUGGACAAAUUAGCCGAGUGGAUACGAAGUGGAUCGAACAAAAUGCUUGCAUUAACUCUCUUCGGACACAUAAUUCAGAAAAGACCUUCCUGGCUGUGCAAGGUGGGUAGCCAUCAGCUAGUCAAAGAGAUGCUCAAGCUAUCUAAGAUGGAGAAAGAAAUAAUUCCGCUAAUCAACGCUGUAUUGUGUAUUAUCAACCUGUUGCCGGUUAUUCCUUUAGUAAUGGGUGGCUAUAUUCAAGAUUUGUUCGAAAUUUUCAACUAUUUGGCUACUUUUGAUAGGAAUACCUCGGUCAAUUUACCAGAAGAUCAGUUAAUUCAUCUGCAGUUUGGGCUAUACGAAUUGUUUAACCGAUUAUACGGUAUGUAUCCGUGUAAUUUUGUAACUUUUCUGAAAAGAGAAUAUCGUGGCGAAAAGCAAGCCAUUUUUCAACACACGAUUAAGCCUCUGCUGGACACCGUUAAAAUUCAUCCUCGCUUAGUGUCAUCCGAUCAAGAUAGUGAAAUUAGCCAAGUCCGUUGGAAAAACAUGGAACCACACGAUGUGGUUAACGAAUGUGCUCGAAUGUCGCUGGACUAUCUGGACAAACCGCAGGAGUCCCAGCAAAUUGCUGGUAAUGAAUGCCCUUGCUAUAGCACGCCUAUCAAACCGGCUGAAUUUAAUGCCGUUACAACUAUAGAUUUCCAAUGGAAAGCAAGCGUAAACUACUUCAAUACUAUAUCUACAGACCAAAAACUAAGCACAAUUGCUGCGCAAAAUUCGUUUUGGUCGCCAAGCAACAUGAUGCAACCGACUCCGCCGCCGGGACCCGCAACAGUUCCACACACUCCAAAUCCCACUCCGAGCUACACAAUUCCCUCCAUAUCGGGACCACAGCUACCAGCUGCAGACGGCGCUUCUCCACCGGAAGCAGCAGUAGAAGCAACACCUGAAACAACUCCUAUGAAGGAUAUUGUGAAACCGGUUCGACCGUAUCCGGUAAAUUCAACGGCGGUACGAGCAAUGUGGAACACCAGCCAGCCAUCCUCACCAAUCAAAAAGGAAGCAAGUCAUUUUAGCUAUGAAAAAAGUGUUAUUACAUCUCAAAAAUUGUUGCGAAUGGUGAAUGAUCGGAAUCACUCGGUGCUACAGAUGCCGGCCAAUCCUGCCAUUAAUACUACAACUGCUACAUCAACAACGAGCAACAGCGUACCGUCAAGCCCGCUACCAGUGGAUCAACCUGCAUUCGAAAUCACUCGACUAACACAUUUAGUGUCGAAUGUAAAACUGUCUUCGGGGGAAACGACAAGAUUUGAUUCACCUACCAUUAGCCAGCCCGAUUGUACGCAAGAGGAUCAGGAGGUACACGAGAUAAACAGCCAACAUUUGUUGCACGAACUUUCACCGAUGCCUCUGCUUCCGACCAAAGUUGUACCACAUCAACUGCACUCAGUGCAUCCAAUGAAGGAAGCUUUCGAUGUGGAAGAUUUUGAACAAGAGGAAGGAUCACCUUGUUCCGCUGGUGGACUGCAUUUUAAAAAUUCUCAGUCGAUGAUCAAUUUCACCAGACAUCGUUAUCGGAUGCACAGUCAAUGUGUAGUCGACUCCGACCCCAGCUAUAGUACUGGAACGUCUCCUGCCGAUACGAGUAGUUAUAUGCUGAAGAACGGUUCAGGGAUUUCCACAGCACGUGGUUCCAAUGGCGGAGUAACGAAAAAACAUCAGCGGCGACAUUCUCUACCUGAUUUGAAAAAAUACAGUUUAAGAGUAGAUCCAAAAACAUUGGCUGGCGAACGACUGGAUCCUACACUAGUUGAGACCAACGGAGAUAGUAGUAGCGGAAGCAGCCCUUCUGAGGAGGAGGCUAUUUCAGCUGCAACUCAUUUCCACAAGAAACAAGAGCAAAAGACUGAAGAACAUAUUCGUAGGAAUCUGGAAUUAUUCCAAGAAAUACGUAAAAAUCUGACCAAUGUGGGUAGCUGUCAUCGGGCUGGACAAAAUGGAAUACCGGCAUCUUCACUUAUAAGUAGUUCUACGCAGACAAUUGAAAGCUAUCCGCAGCCUUACGAACAAAUUGUUUAUGGGAUUUUGCAAGAAGAGAUGAAAUACAAAUCAGAUAUUGUCAUGAAGCGUCUGCAAGAGCGGUGUGACAGUGACAGUAAGCCCGACCCUAACUUAAUGCUUGAUAAGUACAUAGAACUUUGCGUGAAAAAACGUCUGGCAAAUGGCGAUCCUAGAAAAACGGAUGAACUCUACCGAGACCAUAUCACAUUAUUGACUUUGCAACUGCAGUACGAGAAGCACCGACGUGAAAUUCAUGCUGAGCGUAACAGGCGGUUAUUGGGGAAAAGUAGAGUCAUACGCGGAUUAGAGCAAAACAAUGAUACACUAAAGGAUCAGGUCUCGAGACUAACCAAAGAGAUUAGUUCACUAAAUUUAGAACUGGCAGAACUAAGACGAAAAACUAAUGCAGAUUGGAAUAAAAGUUCGUCGGAAGUGAUUGAACUGAAAGAACGUUAUGUUGUUGAGGUUAAAAAGAGCCAAGAUCUGCAAACCCAAAUCAAGGAAUUAGAAAAUGCUCUAAUAGAAGAAACUCGAGCACAUAAGGAUCAGUCGAUGGCCGUCGAACAAGCUCGUGGAGAGUUGUUUGAUUUGCGGAAUGAAAUGCAGCAAGCAUUGCAAAAAGCUGAUCUAGGGCAGCAGUACAGGGACGAAUUGACAAGACUUCAAUGUGAGCUUAUUCUGAUGGGUGAAAUACAACUCAAAUGCAAAGAACGGCUUGGGCACUUGGAUAAUUUUAAAGCACGAGACGUCGAGAAUGCGAUGAUUCAGGAAACAUAUCUAGAGGAAGUUAAAGAUCUAAAUUUUAGUCUAGAAAUGAAAUCCGCUCAGCUGGACUCGGCUAAAGAACGAUUAAUAGAGCUCGAACAACAGCUGGUCAAACGAGACGAAACGAUCGCUUUACAGAAGCGUAUGCUUAAGACAGUCAAAGAGGAGCAUAAGGAGCAGUUUAAUGCCCUUGAACGUAAAUACCAAGCACAAAAAGCUAUCGUGAUCAAAAUGGAGGAAGCCAUUCUGGAAUCACGCGUUAGCACUGCUGUGCGCUCUCCCGAUUCCGAUCGGACAGAUGCAGUUGGAUCCCUUGAUCACACGUCUCCACUAUCGAUAUCAUUAGCCUCGAGUGAGGGUCUGUCAGAAAUCAAAAAUCUUGCAUUGGUGGUGCAAUCAGGUAGUGGUUGUGGAAAUUUGAGCAAUCUUGAUUUAGAUUCCAACCAACCGACGCCGUUGGGAGGUUCCCAUCCCCAAAUGGAUAAAGAUAUUACGGGAGCAAUCGGAUUGGUGGUAACGGGUAGACCUCCGUUGUCAUCUGGAAAUCUAAUAGACGACACUGUAAUUCCUGGGCCAAGCCAACGGCUGUAAGCCAUAAUUUCGCUUCAUCCCCGUCUCUGUAUUCCAUGUUUCGUUCCUGGUUACCCCUUGAUAUCAGCUUUACUUUUACUGAUAAGUUGUUUUCCUUUCUCGUUACUAAAACGUUCUCGAAGAACAUUCAAAUUUGCAUGUAUGCCAGCGGAUUAACACAAUAUACUAUUGUUUAUUAUGUUGUUGAAAAAGGCUGUUUUCAAGCCGUUGAUCACCGUUGAUCAAAAGGAACAAAAAUUUUAGUCGAUUGGCCUUCAAGGUUAAAUUUAAAUAAAAAAACUGUAAAGAGAUUUACUAAGAAAGAAGGAAAAAUAUAAAGGA
Messenger RNA from Sabethes cyaneus, 4458 nucleotides. It is a transcript of the gene Tsc1, whose product is annotated as hamartin. Lineage: Eukaryota; Metazoa; Arthropoda; Insecta; Diptera; Culicidae. Gene Ontology annotation, cellular component: TSC1-TSC2 complex. Bases 535 to 4137 code for a protein of 1200 amino acids. The record is from RefSeq and is a predicted model, not a curated record. The transcript is spliced from 6 exons. Gene Ontology annotation, biological process: negative regulation of cell population proliferation; regulation of cell cycle; negative regulation of TOR signaling.